AUUACUACUGGUAUUACAAUGUCAAUGUUAAUGUACAACUGAUUAACUACAUUUUAAAACUUGUCAAGUUACAGGAUGGAUGUUCCAGGACAUGUUGGAUGGCCCAUUAUAGGUGAUAAGUCUUUAAAGUUUUACAGAGAUCCUCAUAGAUUUUUAGAUGAAAACAUUAAUCAAGAAAGAAGUCCUUUGUUUGCGAUCCGCUUCCUCAACAGGCCAACUAUAUUUGUGUGUUCAAAUAAAGGCGUUCAAGAUGUACUUAAUGGUAAAAAAUAUUUACUAUUCAUUCCUUGAAAUCAAUGAUAAGCUGUUUAAAAAAUCUCUCUCUUUUUGUUUUACUUUACAAUCAUUCAUAUAUAUUAAUAUUACUUUAAGUUUGAUUUGAUUGUUCAAUACUUCAGAUAUAUUGUUGCUAUAGAAUUGUAAUCCUACAAAACAAAUUCCUAUUUAUAAUAAUUAUAUGAAAUAUGAUCCAUGUAAAUUUAAUACAGCCUAUAUGUAUCAAUCACAGAUGAGGACAAUUCAUUUGAUCUGGGAUAUGAGUCAUUUAUUGGACCUAUGUUUGACAAUAAUAUACUUUCUGCUAGCAGUAAGUACAGACUCCUCUAAAUUUUGGUUAGCUGAUCUAGAAAUCACCUUUCAUAAUGAUUGAAAUAGAAAAAUUUUUUGUACUGUGAGUGGAAGGUAUAAGAAGGAGCCAAUGUAGAUGCAUUAUGCUCAGAUUUGGAGAAAAAAAAUGACAGUGUUUUUGUAUUAUUUCACGGAAAUCAAAUCAAUUUCAAAACACCCGGAUUUUUAAAACAAUGAUAGUGAUUUUGCAUUAAUUUACAGAAAUAGAUCAAUUCAAAUAUGAUAAAAUAUAUAAGCUUUUACAAAAUUAUAUUAUUAUAAUUAAUUUAAAAAAAUUUAAAAUAAACAUUAUUUUCUAUAUAGUACAGGGGCAUGAAAAAGGGCUGGGUGGGCCUAUAUUAUAAAGAGGAUUGACAUUUAUCAAAACCCAAUGAUAUUAGAAAUAUAAAUAUCUAUACAUAGUCUACUAAUUUUGAAAAAAAAGUGAAAAUCUGAUAUAGUUUUUUUUAAAUAUACAUUUCAAGGGCAUGGAAAAUUUUCGCAAUUUUUUUUGGGGUAUACAAUAUUUCAAAUCCAAAUACAGUGACACACUUUGAGUACCUAAGGAUCACUGUCAAAAUAUAAUAGAUGGUUUUUGUGACCAGAAAAUCAAUGCUAAGAUCACUAAAGCACAUCAGACAUUUGCAAUGUUGACAUUCAUCUAUAGAUCAAACAACCUGAACAACUUCAAUAAGACCAGCAACUUUAGAAGUAAUGUUUUGAGUGGAUCAAAGUUCUGUAUGAAACUUGCACUAAGAAAAAGCUGGAAGUUUUCAAGACCUAAAUCAUAUAAUCUUAUGGCCAAUAGACACUCUUGAAUGAAGAUGAAAGCAUGUCACUGUAGUUAGCUUGGUCAUGUCUAGAGAAAUAUACCAAGUUUACUUCUCAGAAGAGCAGGACUCAGAUGGACAGCUCAGGUAUAUCAAAACUGCUGAAGACAACUUGUCCAGCACAAUAGAGAGGGUUGUAGAGAAUAGAAACCUGACCAUGUAUACAGCUCCAACAUAAGCAGCUGUUGUUUUUAGACAAAAGGUGCUAUCUCUGAUAGUUUCUUUAUGCACCAGUCACCAGUGAAUGAGGACUAAAUGAGUGAAUGGCAUUCAAAUAAAGUAACAAAAAUAUAUACUGGGGCUCAACAUCCCUUGUAUUCCUUUUACAUACAUGUAUGUCUUUUUCUUUUUUUCAUAUUGGUUCUGCUUUAUUUAAUUUGUAAACUAGAUGAAGAAGCUAAAUCAAGCAGAGAAAUUCUUAGCGCCUUGCUAAUGGGAAAUUGUAUGUCUACAUUUGAGAUUUCACUAAAUAGGUAGGUAGAUGUGCCACUUAUUUAGAAAAUUUAUAUUUAUCUCAUUUUGACAUCAACUUUCAAAAGGCCAUUUCAUAAUUAAAUUUAUAUAUAUACAGUGGAACCUCUCAUAACGAGCAUAAUUCAUUCCAGAAUCUUAAUCGUUAAGCAAAACACUCGUUAAACGAAACAAUUUUCCCCAUACAAAUCAAUGUAAAAUACAAUAAUGCGUUCCAUGCUGAAAAAAUACUAGGGGUAAUAAGGGGAGAGACUGCAAUCAGGUUAGUACAAAAUAAAAUGAGUAAAACAGAGUAUGGUUAAACCUGAAAAAUUAAACGUAACAAAACAGCGAACGUGUCGGCAGAAAGCCUUCGUCAGCGAACAAAACAACAGAAAAAACGUUAUAAAAAUAAGAAAUAGCACUUAGCUGGUAAGUAGUAUCUGUGGGCAGCAAUAUGUGAAAAUACUAAUUUUUCAAAAUUUUUUAUUAACAUUUAUUGAAAUAAAAUUACCUAUGGAGUGUAACAACUUGGAAUACAAUUUAGAUUUGAAACAAAAAAGUAAAUAAAAAUAUGAAUUUAUGACAAAUAAUUAAUCCAUUUUAACUAGAAAACUGUAUAAAGAUAUUUCUUUUUGCCGACACUUCAAAAUUUGACGAAAAUGUGUCACAGCAUUAUCAUUGAAUAAAUUUGUAGCACUAAUAGCCACCUCUUUAUUAGGGUGAUGCUUCUCAAUGUACGAUGCAACAAUUUCCCAUGCUUUCAGCAUUUCUCUUAUGGCACUAGAAGAUUGUUGCUCUGCUACUUCCUCCUCUAUUUAUGAGCUCUCCUCCAUAAUUUCUUGCUGUGAAACACCAUCCAACUCCAUAACCUAUUUGGUGGUCAACUCUUGACUGUGCUCUUCUAUAUUGUUGUUGUCCACCUCAAGUUCCAUGAUAUUGGCCAAUGACAAAAUCUCAUUAACUGUAGACUCCAUAGGUACUGUUUCAUAAUCACAUUCAACAACACUCUCUGGCCAAAGCUUUUUCCAAGCUGAAGUGAGGGAAAAAGGGACUUCCCCUUUCUGCGUAACUUGUUAUGUGAAAUGUCGCUCGUUAAGGGAGCAACUUCUUCACAUUUUUUUUUUGCUCGUUAUGCGAAUUACUCGUUAUGAGAGGUGCUCGUUAUGAGAGGUUCCACUGUAUAUAUAAACUAAUUUUAGGGCUUUACAAUUAUGUUGAGAGAAUCACAAUUAAAGAUAAAAUAAAUCAAUACAAUUAGGAAAUAUUUCUUAAAAUCCUAUUGAUUCUUCUUUAAAUUUCAGAAUUUUGGAGAACAAAAUUUCAAGAGUGCUUGUUGGGUACAGUAAUUAAAAAAAUAAUCUAAUAAAUUAAAAUUACCACUAAUUACUUUAAAAGGAAUAAAUACAUAUGAAAGAAAUACACAUAAAAAGAUUAGUAUAUUUUCUCAAAAGCAAUUUGGAAACUGUUCACAUAAAAAAUAUGUAGAAUUAGCUUUCAAGCUCAAGAAAGUCAACAUACCGCUUCUGUUCAAAUGGACCUCCAUUGUGAAAUUUUCAACCAUAUUUUAAUUGACCCAUUAAAUACAGUUAUGAAUUCAUAGAACAAUAAUUAUUUUAUUAAACUGAUUUUCUGGAUGCCAAGUACGAACAUCAAAACCUCAGAGCAACCGGAGGCAUGGGGGGGAUGUGGGGGGACGGACGGACAACAAAAGCAAUAAAAGAUGGUGUGCAUGAUUUUUAAUAUUCUUAUGUACAUCAUUUGUUACAAACUAUUGUGAAUAUUUUUGCAGACCCAUGAAUAGCUUUUAACAAAUUUCCAUUCUCAAGAAGCUUAUACUUAUUAAAGUAAGGACAUGUUAGUGUUAGAUCAAUGUUACACUGAACAAUCAGAAUAUCUCCCAGAGUGGUUAUUUUCAUCUGCAAUUUCUCAGGCAUUCAAUCAUUUUUUAACCGGAGUCUGAGAGAAAGCUGGCUACAUAGGUUCAGUUGUGCUGGCAAAGCUGAAUGAAAACUCAGCAGUAGUUGCAAAUUUACAGAAAGUAUACCAUUUGCUUUGAAAUGUUGAAAUAGUUGCACCCAAUUUUAGAUCUACAGAAAUGUUUUGCGAGUUCCAUUCUUCCAGCCUAGCAGGUGACAAAAACUGUUUCACAAAAGUUAGCUCAUCAAAGAGAUCGCUAUCAACAAUUUUCCCUGGGAAGAUUUCCUUUGUGCAGAUAGUCUUACGCGGUUUCGUUCAAGUGCAGUAGUAAUGCUUAGAGUAAUGAGAAAUGUCCGCACAAUGGCCCUGAAACUAUUCAUUGCGAUGGCCUUUUGGGGAGAAAUAAGAUAACUCGAAUGGAAAUAACGCAAGUCUUGCUGCCAAAAGUACGGACAAGCCAGACAUCAAAGGGAAAGUAUGGACAAAUACGGCCGCAAAAUUUAAUUCUUACAAGGGGGUUGAAAAUACAAACUGUCCAUACUAAAUAAGAAUGUCUGGUAACCCUACUUAAACAUAUUUGGUCAAAAUGCUUUGUAAAGAGCAAUUGAAUUACCGGUAAUGUUUUUAUCUGGUCCUGACUGCCUCUAAUGUAAAAGCAUUAGUUUAAUAUAGAGAAAAAUGUGUUUUUUCUUUACAUUCAUUUUGCCACAUAUUUUGGGGAUUCUCACAUGCGUACUGAUUGUAAAAGAAAAUCACUUGAGAUUAAUUCUAUAUUUAAAUAGUUUACAAUGGCAGAAUUUGCAUAUUAUUUAAACUACACACAAAACAAGAACACUGUAACUUGUUCCAUGAUGUAAUUAUGUUCUUAAACAAUGUGAUGCAAUAGUUUUAGUUAUUCCAUUUAUGUCUUAAUUCAAUUUGAUUUUGUAAAUUACUUUUAAAUAAAGUAAAUUUUGGCUACCCCUUUUUUUUUGCUCCUAGAAAACCAUCCUGCAUAUACAAGUUUUUUAAAGAAUUGUUUUCAGAAGUCUGCCUAACUCUGUUUCUAGGCAUUGAUUUCAUGGAAAGUCCAGAACUUGCAGAAAAAAUUACAACUUUAACAAAAGAGCACUGGCGAGGUGAGACUUUUUCCAGAGAUUCAUAGAUUCAUGGACACUAUUGAGAAAAGUUCAGUUUGAUUAAUAGGAGUUAAUAUUACUAUGUUAGGUCUAAAUUUACAUAUGACCAAAUGUAUAUGAAAAUGAAAUUUACCAAUGGUAUUAAAUUUUAUUAGGUAUUACUGCUGUGCCACUUAAUCUACAGCUUUCAUGGACUGGUACAUCAACAUACAGCAAGGCUCAUCAAGCUAAGGUAUUUAAUAAUCUAAUUUUAUUGGCCUAUCAGCCUCUGUAUUUUACAACUCAAAGUAAUUUAAUGGCAUAUUAUCAAAAUUAACCCUUCCAUUUAAAGAGAUAAUAAUUAUAAUUUGCAGUCAAAAUUGCUGGAAGUGAUCAAGUCUCAAAUUGAGAAAGCUAAAGAUUGUUUUCCAGGCAAAUUGAGAGACACCCCUGGUUUGACUGGAGCAGAAAAGAAUCAUCAUCUGCUUCUUUUCACAACAGCUUUAAUUCCAAAGGUCCUUGCUUCUAUAUGCACAUCAUUGUUUCUAGAGAUUGGAAAGUCAGAGAAGGUAAUUAAUUUCACUUUCAGAACAUGAUUGGGCUCAUUUUGAAUACAGUAUAUUUCAGUUUUGGAGCCUUCUUAAGUUGAUUCUGUUGUAGUUAAAAAAGAAAUAAUGACCCCUAACAUGCAUAUUGAAAAAAUCUACUUGCAAGCUUGGUAUCUAGUUUUUUCAUUACAGCUAAUACUUUUUUGGACACCUGUGACAAAUUUAAUUUUUAAAAACUUAAGAAAAGGGGAAUGAAAUUUUUAUUUUCAAUACAUGUUACAAGGUACCCCCAUGUUAAGCACACAUUUCAUUACUGAAGGAUGUGUUAAAAACAUGCUUUAUUAAGUGGACUGUUCAUCAAGAGGACAGUUAAUAAGUAAACUGUCUUUAUCUUAUUUGACCAAGAACUAGAACCAGUAGCAGUAUAUUAGGUUGCUUGCCCCUUUCUAUUUUUAUUUGUCCACUUCUCUACCAAAUUGAAAUUCUGUUCCAUUCACUACUAUUCACUAUAGGCCAGUCUUGUACACUAUGACGCAUAAUUAACAAUCUAGAUAUAUAUUCAGACUAUACCACUGUGUUGGAUCCUAGCAUUCAUCUGAGAAAUAAUUAAAUGGUAUGAAGUCCCUACCACGUCAACUCGUAAUUACCUUGUUUUUGUAUUAAUUAAGUUACUGUGUGUGUUGCAACUUUUAUAAAUAUUUUUCAUUUGUUUUUACCUUUGUGACUAUCAAAGAAACUUUUUAAAAAUCAUUCUUUACUUUAUUUUUGUAUUGCUAAAACCAUCAUUAGGAUAUAAAAUACACAUUUAAAUAUAUAUGCUUUGCAGACACAUCUUCAAGCUCAAGCAAAUGAAGAUCUGGAAUUUAUUGAGUAUCUAGUUUUGGAAACCAAAAGGUUGCACCCACCGCUUCUAGGUGGGAGGCGGAUUGCUCAAAAGGUGCAAACCUUACUCCUUAAUUUUUAGAAUCUAUGUAUUAUAUUAAUAAAAAAAAUAAAUUGUGUUAAACCUUUAAUAUGGAUUCCACCACAAACAAAUUAAAACAAAUACAUAUUUAAGUAUAUAUUAAAAAAAUAGAAUUAGUGUCAAAAUCUUUUUACGAUAUUAGAAUGAAUUUUAAUUUUGCCCUGUUUUUUUCCCAUAUUUUCUCUGAAUUCAAGAGUUGUUUAGUAGCAGGGUAUAAAAUUCCAGAGAACUAUGCUGUUGUUUUCAUGUAUCCCUCUGCACAUAGAGAUGAGUCUGUAUUUGAAAAUCCUCACGAAUUUUUACCAAACAGAUGGUCAGCAAAGUAAGUACCUAAUGAAAUGUGGAAACAUUUUUAAAAAUAGCCUGUUAAUAAGGGAGAAUGUUAUUUUUGUCAAGUAACGUAAGUAGAUGGGAGGUUCAAGCAUUGCUGCCGACAUUGUUUGGCUUGUAAUAGGAAUAAAUAUGAAAACAAAAUACCGGUAAUUAAAAACUCAAAUUGAAUUAGAACUUAUGACCUAACAUAGUUCAUCAACAAGCCUGGUGCUUCAAAUUUGAAUUUCACCUUGCGAUAGUGAUUUUUAUGGCGCUUUGAGUGUUCCUGCUUUGAAAAAGUGCACACACAGUGAUGCUUGCGUUGACAGCAUCUGUUUCAGGAGCUCCACUUGCACACACCUUGGCACAGAACAGAUCUGAAUUAACUUUUAAUAAUGGCCACUUAUUUCCCUACCAGAGAAUCUUUUAUUUUAAGGUGUGACAACAAAUUUCUUGAAAAGGCUUUAUUAUGUGGUCAAUAUAUGAAUGAAUUGGAUUAUUUUCAGACAUUCAAAAUUACUAACACAAUAACAUAAUAUUUUGACUACUUUUUUUUUAAACGCCUAGCAAAAGUACUUAAAUAAUUACAAUUUAGUUGAAGUUACUUUACAAUUUUUAAAAAUUCACUUAUUGAUAUAAGAUGACUGGUGUUCCUUUAUUUUAAUUAUGCAUUGCCUCUUACAGUGAUGGCUUUUUAUUAUGUUUUAUUCAUUUGGUAGCAAUUAAUUAAAUAAUAAUACAGUAUCUGUAAUGCAGUAAAUUAGGAAAGGAGUUAAUAGCUUACAGGUAUUUAAAUAAUCUAUAUUACUUUUUCAAGCUCCUCAUCAUAUCCCUCACUUAAGCACGACGUCACAGUUUAGGAUUGACUUUUACACAAUAUAUUAUUUCAUAAAUGCAAUGUUUUUCUUCACAGUCCUGAACUAAAAAGUAAACUGUUUACAUAUGGAUUAGGACCCAGAGCUUGCAUUGGGGAGAGGAUUUCAUGGACCAUUCUUAAGGUUAGUAGUUUUGAUCUAAUGCAUCCUGGGUUAUAAGCUUAUACAUAUAGCCAUAUGUAAUGAAUGUUAUGUUGUCUAGCAAUGUAACUGUUCAACUGCAAGGUAGCUGUUUUUUUCUUGUCUAAAAAAAACUAAGUGCCUUCCCAAACCUAAUGUUUUGAAACAAUUUUUUUUUUACAAAUAAUAUAAAUAAUAAAUAAAGACUUCAAAUAAUUUUUACAAUGAUUAAAAAGCUGACAGUUGCUUGGUCAGAAAUCUUGGAUAUGUUUUUGCAUAAUGAUCCCUGAAAAAUCAUUUAUAUAUAACAAUUGGAAAAUGAGAUUACUUGAGAAGAUUUAACAGUUAAAUGAACAUCUGUAUACAAACUUAAUGUAUAUGAAUUUUUGAAACACUGUUAUUUAUAAAAUUUUGAAUUAAAAAACAGCGUAAAAAAUCAGCUCUAACUAGUUCAGAUUUUCUAAAUCUAAAUAUAUUUAGACUUUGAGGGAUGCUCAACAUAAAAUUCAUCAUUGGGUGAUCAAUUUAUUGCAGAACACAUUACAAGCACUGCUGUCAAAAUUUGUGUGGACUCUAUGCCAAGGACAGGACGUCUCUCAAAAAUAUCUGCCAGUGUCUCGACCUAAACAAAAUGUAUUGAUGACUGCAUCUUUGAAAAUUUGAAGUUUUCCAAACUGGUUAAUUUAAAUUAUUGAUAUUUCUUAAUUUUUUUCUAAGUUAAUUCACAUUAAAAUACAAGAUUAAGUAUUAAGUUGUUCAAAAGAAGUGUCAAUAUUAAAUUUAACUUUUCGACCCAGGAUUCAACUGUAGUGGUAUUUGGUCAGAUUAAGAAAUUUUGAAAAGGUGCAGAGGUUAGGGAUAACGAAAAAUGCAAACUUACUGCAAGAUCUUAAACUUAAAUUUAACAAUCAUAAAAAGUAAGUCAUUGCCUUCAUAUUAUAAAAAAAUUGAGGAUUUAACUUGGAAAGGGCCAUAAAAAUAAGUCAUCUUUACAUGCAUAAUGUGGAUGACCAAUUAACUUUUUUAAACUUUAAAAUGUUUAACUCCUUAAUUUAUACCUAGCUCCGUUUGUUUAGUCUGAUAAUUUUCUUAUAUUAAGUAGUAAUCAUAUAUAAUAUAUAUAUAUAUAUAAAAGUGAAAUUUUGUGGGUUUGUUUGUGGGUCUGUUUGUUCCACAAAGGCAUUUACAUGGAUUGAUGGAUCUUGACCAAACUUUGCGCAUAUAUCCAUCAUGAUCCAGAAGAAACUCUUAAGGGGUUAUGAACUUUUUAUAACAUUCCGUUUGGGGCCGGGGGCUCGAAUUCGUUUUUUUCCUUAUAUGAGCUACAUAAAUAAAUUUAAUUACAAACACUCCUACAUGAAUGGAUGGAUCUUGACCAAACUAAGCACACAUAUAAUUUAUUAUCCAUAUUCAAAUACCGAAGGGUACUGAACUAAUAAUAUAAUUUCUUUUGGGGCCGGGGGCCCCAUUUCAUUUUUCCUAAUAAAAGCUAUAUAAAUAUCAAUACGCUUAAUACUCCUACAUGAAUGGAUGGAUCUUGACCAAACUAAGUAGAUAUAAUUUAUCAUCCAUAUUCAAAUACCGAAGGGUACUGUACCCAUAAUAUCCAUUUCUCUGGGGCCCGGCCCCAGUUCAGUUUUCCUUAUAUAAGCUAUAUGAAUAUCAAUAGGGUUAGACAACGGUAUAGGUUCUAUGUGAAUUUAUUUAUCUAAGUCUAACUUUGUUCAUUAGGCUUCUUAUUCCGUAUUGAAAUAUCGGUGGAUUUAAAACUAAUGAUAUCCGAUCUAGAAUUUUCCAGAAAGUUCGAUAAUUUUAAAAAGCUAUAUCUACGGCAUUUUUAAGUAGAUUUUAAUGGGACAAAUUUUACAUUUUAACUCUAUUAUUUAUCCAUCUGGUAUUUAUAGGGCCCCCUAUCUCAGGCAAAACUAAAUCGGUACAGUUAUGGAAUGGGCCGCCUGGGGCCCCAUGAUUAACUUAAAAGAAUUAUAAUUAUGGUAUUUGUUGAAGAUUUUUAUCGUAUUCCAAAAAUAAUUAGAAAAGUAGUUUCACACAUGUUUCGAGCAGGUUAUUAAAUUUAAUCAAGAAUGUUCCAGAAAGUUCUAAAUUGUUCCAUGGUGGUAUAUAAUGGGAUUUAAGGGAUAAUGAAUAUUUAGCUAGUUCUAUUAAUUUCUAUACUGUCCUGGAGUUUACUGUUCUCUCAGUAACACUGAUUUUUUUUUAUUAGGGGAUUCCAAAGGGGUCGGGAACCCAUCAUAAUCUUUAUUCCAAAGGGAUCCCACCAGAAAACGGGAACCCACCUGGAUCGGGAUCUCAACCUUGAAUGGAUCCACUGGGAUCGGGAUAAAACCGGGAUAUGGGACAGCGCCGGGAUCGGUGUCAGAAUGGGAUUAGGGUUUCAAUGGAAUAGGGGUCACACAAGGAUGGCGUCCUAAUGCAAUCCCGUGCAACGCCGGGUAUAUUGGCUAGUAAACCAUAAAACUUAGAGUAACUUACAUCAUACAGUUGUGUAUAGAGUAUCUGCUUAAUAUCCUUGGGUAUUCAGGGUUCCCAUGCAUCCUGGAUUAUAAGCUUAUAGCCUAAUGUAAUGAAUGUUGUUAUGUUGUCCAGCAAUGUAGCUGUUCAGCAGCAAGGCAGCUUACAACACAGGUGCAGAAUUCUUUUAGUAUUGACCAGAAGACUUAAAAUAAGAUAAUGGGAAGUAAUACAAAUGAUGGUUGAAAACCUGACAAAUACAGGCCCAUGCAUUUCAUUGAAUGGGUAAAUUUUUUUAUGAAAGAUAUGUGCAGUUUUAUACUUUUAUAUUGUAUUUUAUAAAAAUGAUUGUGUUAUUUUUUGAAUAAAGCACUGACGUGGG
This is a messenger RNA of Lymnaea stagnalis (great pond snail), 10576 nucleotides long. NCBI's taxonomy places the organism in Eukaryota, Metazoa, Mollusca, Gastropoda, Lymnaeidae. The record is from the annotation of a GenBank genome assembly.